This is a messenger RNA of Corticium candelabrum, 1451 nucleotides long. Its product is annotated as tRNA-splicing endonuclease subunit Sen2-like. Bases 12 to 1451 code for a protein of 479 amino acids. Gene Ontology annotation, cellular component: tRNA-intron endonuclease complex. The record is from RefSeq and is a predicted model, not a curated record. Gene Ontology annotation, biological process: tRNA-type intron splice site recognition and cleavage; tRNA splicing, via endonucleolytic cleavage and ligation. The transcript has a single exon. Lineage: Eukaryota; Metazoa; Porifera; Homoscleromorpha; Homosclerophorida; Plakinidae. Gene Ontology annotation, molecular function: tRNA-intron lyase activity; nucleic acid binding.
GUGGUUGCCUAAUGGCAAACAGCCUACAGAGACCUAAACGCAAGCGAUGUUCAAAACCGUUGGACGAGCCAUUUCCGGUGCCCAUUCAAUCGCUGACUGGAAAGGAGGUAGAUUCUAGCAGAUGGUUUAGAUAUGAGGGAAAACUCGUCUCAAACUUUGUUUGCGUGACGAAACCGGGAGAUAUGAAUAUGUUGUAUAAGAUGGGAUUUUUUGGAAAGGGCAUGCUAUCGAAAAGCAAGCCUGGAAGGGACGAGCAACUGAGAAUUUUUCAGAAAAAAAGGAAGCGACUUCCUGAUGAUGUGAGAAGAUUAAUAUUGACUGACAUCCGCUCUAGGAAUUGCGUGAGAAGAAAACGGCGCAGGGAGUGGACGGAAAUGUCGGGUAUUACCAUGCCUCAAGAGGAAGAUGCAGUGCAAGUGGAUGCUAUCCCAUCAGACGCAUCUGUAAGUGAUGAAGAACAAAUUGGUAUGAGAACACCUGAAACAGUUCAUGAUGAUAUGUCAGGCAAUACUAGUUGUAAAAAGGAAGAUCAAACAUCUCACAUUUUUUCUGAAUUCCGUGAAUUACCUGAUACAAUAACAGGAACACGUGUUGAGGGCACAGAUGAUAAAGACAAGUCUAAUGUGAGUCUCAGCGUUAGCACACCUUUUAUGCAACUGCAAACUGGUAACUCUACUGGUAAAGGGGAGGAUGUACAAAUACAGAACACAGUCUCUUGCAGGACUGAAUUAGAAGUUGACACAACGUCUGCCAAAUCAAAUUGUGACAGUUCAUUCAAAAUGCAACGAGGGCAGAUGGAUGAAGUGACUAAACUUGAAUCGGUCAAACUUGAAUCGGUCAAACUAGAAUCUAAGCCAAAGGAAAAGUCAAGUGAAUACCCAGUGACAGAGUUUCUGCAGCUUAGUUUAUGUGAGGCAUUUUUCUUAUCGUAUGGAUUGGGUUGUCUCACUGUGCACAGAUCAGAUGGUUCACCAUUGACAAUCACUCAGCUAUGGCAGGCUUGUCUACAAGCCCAGCCUGGUUUUCUUGCAUUGUAUGUGGCAUAUCACCACUUGCGAAGUAAAGGAUGGGUUGUGAGAACUGGAGAAAAGUAUGGUGUAGAUUUUCUCAUCUAUAAAGAUGGUCCAAUGUUUCAUCACUCAAAUGCUGCCAUUUUGGUACAGACAGUGGACAAAGACACUCUACAGCCAGUCUAUGAUCCAGCCAUUCCUUCAAUUCCCUUUACGUGGCAGUAUCUGGCUGGAAUAAAUCGUAUCAAUGGAGCUGUAGGGAAGGACUUGAUUCUCUUUCAUGUUUUGAAACCGUCAGGAUUGACUGAUGACGAUUUGUCAUCACCUGUCUGCAUUAGACAAAUGUCAGUGCAGGAGAUUGUACUAAGAAGAUGGAUACCAGACAGAAGUCGGGAGGUGCACGAUCAUUCCAACAAUCAAGCUGAAACAUCGUUAGAAUGA